UAGCUGGCCCAUUCACUGUGAACCUUCUUCUUCAACUCUUUUCAACUGUUUCUCAACUAACAGUUCAACAAAUACGUUGCCAAGUUUUAAUCUCUUUAAUUAAUCACAUCUUAGCUCAUUAAUUCUUAUUUAAUUCCUUCUCUAUAACUCCCCAUAAUCACACAUAUAUAAACUAAAAUCAUACCUCAAAAUCCUUCAGAUUAAUCAAAUUUUCUAAAAACAAUGCCGGGUAUAGUUUCAGUCAAAACUCCACCAUUAAGAAUCUCAGUUCCCGAUGAGACAAAUGAUCGGGUCGGGUCAACUUCGGACAGGUCCGAACCCGUUAACCCGAAAUCCAACUCGCCUGCGCCACGUAGACCACCUUCACCGUCACCAUCAACUUCGCGCGCUAAGCCAUCACCAGAUCGGAGCUCAGGUAAGAAGAAAUCACCACCACAGUUAGCGCGUGUGAUCGACGAAUCAUCUCUAGACAAUCCCGAUCUAGGUCCGUUCUUACUAAAACUCGCGCGUGAUACAAUCGCUUCCGGUGAAGGACCGAAUAAAGCCCUUGACUACGCUAUACGCGCUGCGAAAUCAUUCGAAAAAUGUGCGAGUGAGGAUCACGCGCCGAGUUUAGAUCUAGCUAUGAGUUUGCAUGUUGUUGCAGCUAUUUAUUGCAGUUUAGCGAGAUUUGAAGAAGCGAUUCCGGUUUUGGAAAGAGCGAUUAAAGUACCGGAUGUUACGAAAGGUGCAGAUCACGCGCUUGCGGCGUUUUCAGGUUAUAUGCAACUUGGUGAUACACAUUCUAUGCUUGGACAAUUGGAUCGAUCAAUUGAAUGUUAUAAAGAUGGUUUGAAAAUACAGAUUGAAGCUUUAGGUGAUACAGAUCCGAGAGUUGCUGAGACUUGCAGGUACUUGGCCGAAGCCCAUGUUCAGGCAAUGCAAUUUGAUGAAGCGGAGAAUUUGUGCAAGAAGACACUGGAAAUCCAUCGUGUCCACAGUCCACCAGCUUCUCUUGAAGAGGCAGCUGAUCGUCGUUUAAUGGCUCUCAUAUGCGAGGCUAAAGGUGAUUAUGAGGCAGCCCUGGAACACCUUGUACUUGCAAGCAUGGCUAUGAUCGCUAAUACACAGGAAAACGAGGUUGCAGCUAUUGAUGUUAGUAUUGGGAACAUUUACUUGUCUCUGUCCCGUUUUGAUGAGGCUGUCUUCUCCUAUCAAAAGGCCCUUACAGUUUUCAAAUCAUCUAAGGGUGACAACCAUCCUUCAGUUGCAUCUGUCUUUGUAAGGCUGGCUGACCUAUACUAUAAGACAGGAAAACUGAGGGAAUCCAGAUCCUAUUGUGAAAAUGCCCUGAGAAUAUAUGCAAAACCUGUGCCUGGAACGACUGCAGAAGAGAUUGCUUGUGGAUUGACAGAAAUUUCAUCUAUUUAUGAGUUAUUUAAUGAACCUGAGGAGGCACUGAAACUCCUACUCAAGGCAAUGAAACUUUUGGACGAUAAACCAGGUCAGCAAAGUACAAUUGCUGGCAUUGAAGCACGGAUGGGUGUUAUGUUUUAUAUGGUCGGAAGAUAUGAAGAGGCACACAGCUCCUUUGAAAAUGCUGUAGCAAAACUUAGGGCUGGCGGUGAGAGGAAGUCAGCCUUCUUUGGGGUUGUUUUGAAUCAGAUGGGAUUGUCUUCUGUUCAGUUGUUCAAAAUAGAUGAGGCUGCUGAAUUAUUUGAAGAAGCAAGACAAAUUCUGGAACAGGAGUGCGGUCCUUGUCACCAAGAUACCCUUGGUGUCUAUAGCAAUCUUGCAGCAACUUAUGAUGCAUUGGGAAGAGUUGAAGAUGCCAUUGAGAUUCUGGAGUAUGUUCUUAAAUUGCGAGAAGAGAAACUUGGAACUGCAAAUUCUGAUUUCGAUGAUGAGAAGAAAAGGCUGGCCGAACUGUUGAAAGAAGCAGGCAAAUCUCGCAACAAAAAGGCAAAGUCACUGGAGAACCUUAUUGAUCCCAAUGCUAAAACGACAAAGAAGGAAACCUCGAGGAAGUGGUCUGCCUUUGGGUUUAGAAGUUGAUUGUAAAUUUGGGAUGCAUUUUAUGUAACAUAGGAAAUCAUGUAUAGAGCUAAUCUAAAAUUUGUGUGGCAUGUUGUUUGUUGUCCAUUGAAUUGCCAUUGUUGUUCAUUUACGUUAUUGUUCUAUUGGUUAUUGGUUUGUGAUUUUAAAGAUGUUUCGUCCAAGAA
Messenger RNA from Lycium ferocissimum, 2201 nucleotides. RefSeq names its product protein KINESIN LIGHT CHAIN-RELATED 1-like. The transcript is spliced from 3 exons. Lineage: Eukaryota; Viridiplantae; Streptophyta; Magnoliopsida; Solanales; Solanaceae. The record is from RefSeq and is a predicted model, not a curated record. The coding region runs from base 223 to 2034 and encodes 603 amino acids. Gene Ontology annotation, molecular function: protein binding.